This is a messenger RNA of Metopolophium dirhodum (rose-grain aphid), 2098 nucleotides long. RefSeq names its product ring canal kelch homolog. The transcript has 11 exons. The record is from RefSeq and is a predicted model, not a curated record. Gene Ontology annotation, molecular function: protein binding. Bases 189 to 1976 code for a protein of 595 amino acids. NCBI's taxonomy places the organism in Eukaryota, Metazoa, Arthropoda, Insecta, Hemiptera, Aphididae.
UACAUUAUUCGGUGCAAUACUCGUCUUGUCAGCAGUCUAAACAUAAAGGAAGUUAGCAGUUGUGCUUGUGCCGCGUCAUUGGUAACUACGAAUACUACGCAGUAUUUACUCUUUGCAAUUAAUAACAUCAAUCAUUUGAACAGCAUAAUAUUUUAGUCUUGUUUUAAGGUGUUAUAUCCAUAAAAGAGAUGGAUUCUGUAAAACAUGUUAUACCAUGGAAAAGUGGCCUGAAGAAAGUUCUGAAAUCCAACGGAUGUAAACCUGCAAUAUAUAUAAACACCUGUCAUACUCACAAUUUCUUUGAAGUCCUACAAUGUUUACGAAAAGAAGAAGUGUCAUGUGAUAUUAAGUUAAAAACAGAUGACGGUGUAAUAGUGUGUGCUCAUAAAGUGGUUUUAAUAUCAGCUAGUUCAUAUUUCCGUGCAAUGUUCACCAGUUUUGCCGAAGGGGAUAAAUAUGUUGUAAAUAUAAGAGAUAUAGAUUCCAACAUUUUACAACUGUUAAUUGAUUUUAUUUAUACUGGCAAAAUAAUGGUGACCGAACAAAACGUAAUGGUUUUGUUACCAGCUGCUAUUUUCUUUCAAUUGGAUUAUGUAAAAGGCGUAUGUGUUGAGUUUUUACAAAAACAAUUGAAUACUUCAAAUUGCCUUGAUAUCAAAGAAUUUGCUGAAUUUUAUAACUGUAUGGAAUUAUUGUCAAGUUCUACGGAGUACAUAAAAAAACAUUUUUUAAAAAUUGUUGAAGCUGAUGAAUUUUUAUCUUUGUCUUCUGAAGAAGUGAUUAAUCUAAUCUCCCGUACUGACAUUAACGUUCCAUUUGAAGAAAAAAUAUUUGAAUGUGUUAUUAAUUGGGUUAAACAUGAAUUAGAUUGUAGACAAGAUAGUUUGCCUAAAUUAAUGGAACAUGUUCGUUUGUCAUUAGCACCCCAAAAGUAUAUAUUAAAAAAUGUAGUUAAUGAACCUCUUAUUAAAAACAAUCCUAAAUGUAAAGAUUUUGUCAUUGAAGCUUUAAAUUUCCAUAACAAACAUCCACACAUUACUAUACCACCAACAAUUCGUAAUUCACCUAGACAGACUGGACUUAAAUUUCUUCUUGCCAUGGGUGAUUCAUCAGGAAUUGGGAAGUGUUCUACAAACUGGUAUGAUCCAGCAACCAAACUAUUGUAUACAACAAUAAAAAUGAAUAUGGGGUGUCAAUUAUGUGGUCUAGUCUUAAUAAAGGAUCAUUUAGUUUUUGCCUUGAGUGAUAAAUAUUCACGUUUAAGAUCAAUUCAAAUGCUUGAUUUAUCUUCACGAUCACUUCAAUGGAAACCAAUAGUUGACAUGUUAGUUGAUCGAGGCUGUUUUGGAGUUGGUGUCUUAGAUGAUCGUAUAUAUGCUAUUGGCGGUAGAAUUUCAUAUCAUUCUACUAAUUGUGCAGAGGUUUUUGACGUAAGUGUUCAAGAAUGGCGGAUGAUAUCUCGUAUGUCUACUGAUAGAAUGGACCACGGUAUUGGAGUACUCAAUAAGCUUAUAUACGCGGUAGGUGGUUAUAAAUACAACAAAGCUACUUUGAAAUCUGUUGAAUGUUAUGACCCCACCCUUGACAUAUGGACACCAGUCACACAAAUGUUCACAAGUCGUCGACAACCGGGUAUAGGAGUUUUAGACGGUGUAAUGUAUGCUGUUGGCGGUGAAUGUAAUGAUGAUAAUACUAGUUUAGGGAUUCUUAAAAGUGUUGAGGCCUAUUCACCAAUUACUAAAGUUUGGUCUCCUAUUACUGACAUGCACUUAAGCCGAUACAAUCCAAAAGUUGUCACAUUUAAUGGUUUGUUGUAUGUUAUUGGCGGAAUUGAUGAAUCUAUAAAUCAUUUGGACUCUAUAGAAAUAUACGACCCCAAUAACAACACGUGGACUUUGGAUACAUUGCCAACAAGUGAAAAAGGAAUUUAUGGUGCAGUAGUCUUUAAUUUGCCAUCACAUUUUAGAACUGAUUAGCUUAUACAUGGUCUCACUGUUGGUUGUUGUCAUAUUAAUUUAUAAUACAUGAACACGUCUCAGGUAUUUUAUACAUUUUUGAUUUUGUUAUUGUUUGAAUAAAAUGGUUUUUAAUAAUUUUA